Molecule: messenger RNA, 558 nt
Organism: Aspergillus ibericus CBS 121593
Lineage: Eukaryota; Fungi; Ascomycota; Eurotiomycetes; Eurotiales; Aspergillaceae
Exons: 2
Coding region: 1-558 (185 amino acids)
Source: RefSeq, a predicted model, not a curated record
AUGGCCGGCGCCCAGUCGCCGCCCGGAUAUAUCCCUUCAUCUUCUACAUACCUUGGCCUGCAAUUCAACACCACCGUCAUCGCUCCCGGUCGCUUCAUCGAUGCUUCACUCGCCGCGAACGCUCCUAUCACAUUCCCCGCCAAAACCAGCGACGAUCCGCUUACGUACCAAGUCUUCAUGCUUGAUCUCUCCAUUCCCUCAAUAGCUGUCACCGCGGAUACAGGCUACCCAAUCGUUCCGGGCAUUGCAGCCAAAGACACAACGCGACUCCACUGGUGGCAGGGUAAUCUCACCGUGCAUGAUGGCAUUUUCGUCAAUUCCAGUCAAGCGCUGGCGCCCUGGAAUACCCCAGAACCUGUGGGUACGGCGGAUCAUUACUAUGCCUUUUAUCUGUUUGCCCAGCCAGCGGACUGGAGUCAGUCUGCGGCUGCUCUGGAUGGGCUCUAUUCUGAUCCCUCUGGCGAUUCGCGGUACAAUUUCAGUUUGGUCGCCAUAGUGGAGCAGGUUGGGGAGCCGGUAGCAGCGAAUUAUUUUCUGUCUCUGGAAAGCAGCUCUUAA